UAUAGUUCAUUAAAAACAACAAACAUCAACAACGUCUUCCUCCAACCAAAUCAACCAUCAAUUCGACAUCAGGACAGGAUGUCAACAUUUAGCUUCAGGAGAAGUGGAAAGAAAGCCUUUAGGCACAUCGCUCACGGCUUGAUCCCUGCAGCCACCAUCGCCCCCCGGCCUGCUGUACCCCGUACCCCUCCCCCUCGCAGCCCGUACCCCUCUCCAGAAAGACCCAGGUCUGCCUUGGCAGCCGCCAUCUUGUCGUCGUCGUUGACCGGCCGGACCAUCGCCCUCCCUCCUGCACGCCCCAGAUCCUUCUCCGAGAGUGACUGCUCACGCUCAGAGACACACACCACAUUCGAGCCUUACGCCAGCACAGCGCUCUACACUAGAGACGGAGAGCCAGAAUCUUUGGCUGGCCGGCCUCGCUUGCCCUCUCCUGGGCUCUCUGAAGACCAUGAUGAGGAGGAGGACGAGGAGGACUUAGAGAGAUCGGUUCUGUCAGAUGAAGAUGGUCAUGUCUACCAAUCUCUGGAUCGCCGGGGGAGAAGUCCGACCAGAGACAGAUAUGACAUCUACGCCCGGCCUGUAAAACAGAGUGAUGUUCUGUCAGAGGGCAGAGAGGAGACUGAUGACUCUGCCUUCGACAUAGUGUCGCCUCUACCCCCAGAGGAAGCCGAGGUUCAUCAGAUGUUUCCAACACCAGUUCAGAAGGUAAAACACUUUUCUUUGUAUCUUUCUGCUGUAAUGUUUUUACUUGAGAUUGGAUACAUCCCAUAUUAUCCCCUAUAUAGUGCACAAAGUGAUGUUCUGUCAGAGGGCAGAGAGGAGACUGAUGACUCUGCCUUCGACAUAGUGUCGCCUCUACCCCCAGAGGAAGCCGAGGUUCAUCAGAUGUUUCCAACACCAGUUCAGAAGGCCACACCGUCCAAACUGGAGCAGAGGCCUUCGUCUUGGUCUCGUAGAAGCAUGCCUUCCCCAGAUUUGACAGAAGAAAGCUUCCGUGCAUCUAAGAAGAGGUCUUCAGCCCAGAAGACCAAGAGUUCAGGAAGCAGGAGAGAUGGACCAUCAGAGGCCAGCAGUGCCUACAGAGAGGUUCUGGACAUGCAGAAGGAGAUGGUUCGGUCUUUAACAGAGCAGAACCAGGCCCUGGGGGCAGACAGGAGGGUGCUGGAGCAGAGGUGUACAGAACAGAGCCUUCAGCUGCAGAGGAGCCACCAGAGGGUCCAGAGUCUGGAGCGGGAACUCAGCAAGGCCCCUGUCCCUACAGCAGGUGAGCAGGCAGAGCUGCUGAGUCUGAGGCAGCAAGCCCAGGAGGUGGUAGACGAGAACGACAGCCUGAAGAUGACUGUCCAUCGCCUCAACGUGGAGCUCAGCCGCUACCAGACACGCUUCAGACCCCUGAGCAAAGAAGAGAGCUCCAGGACCCAUGGCCUGCCACUUAAAGGAUCUGCUCCUCCCUGGCUGCUGGACAUGAAGUAUUUAUCUCCAUUGUUGUUGGCUUAUGAAGACCGGCUCACUGAGAAAGAUGCUCUCCUGCAGGCCUCGGAGGAGGAGUUGAGAAGGUUCCGGGGCCGUGUGGAGGAGGUGGUGCAGGAGAACCAGAAGCUACACCAGGACCUGAAACAGACAGGAGGAGUCAGCCACAAGGAGUGGAGGCAGCUCCAGGAGCAGGCCCGUCUGGUACUUCAGGAGAAUCAGGUCCUGAUAGAGCAGCUGGAGGUGCAGCAUACGAAGGCAAAGGACAGUCAUGGGAGACAUUUGACUGAGGUCUCUAAGGUGUGUAAGCAGCUGAUGUUGCUGGAGGCAGAGAAGCAGAGGCUGGAGGGGGAACUGGAGGUAACGAGGAGAGAGCUCCACACACUGCAGACAGAACACCUGCAGGCACGGUGCAGUCUGGAGAAUGCAGUCAGCUGGGACGAACACCACGCCAUCGCCACCAAACUCAAACGCCAACUGGAGGCUGAUUCAGGCCGUCAGCAGACUGAGCUGGAGGAGCUGCAGCAGAGAGUGACGAGUCUACAGACAGAGAAGAACAGUCUGCUGUUGGACAAAACCAACCUCACUGCUGACAUCAAGAGUCUGGAGGCUGACCUGGAGGUGUCCCGACAUGCCAACAGGAAGGCCCAGAGGCGUAUCGGCUUGUUGAAGCAACAAGUUGAUGACUCAAUAGAGAAGGAGAUGAGAGCCCAUCACUACCUGUCCUCUAUCGUAGCUCUGGCUGAGAAGACCACACAGGAGAGAGACCAGCUAGUAUACAUGGCCUCGUCCCUAGAGCACGACAAGCAGGGGGUGAUCAGCAGGAUUGUGGAGGACACCGUACGGCUCGGAAAGCUUCAAGAGAAGGUCAAGGUGUACAAGAAGCAGGCAGCCUGCAGCCUGGGGGUUCUGGGCCAGAGGCUGGUGGAGCAGGAGGAGGACUUUGCAGGGAGGGCAGCCUCCUACCAGACAGAAAUACAGCACCUCCAGAGGCUUCUACGAGACAAACAGCAGGACCUGGACGGAGUGCUGCAGCAGAAAAGAGAGGUGGAAGGUGAAUUGGAGGUGGUGUGGGAGGCAGCGACCAGAGAGAACCAAAGAAUUAGGGAGACCCUUCAGGACUCCAGCCCAUCUCUCCCCUCCCUCAGCCCAGCCAGAGUGCACCAUGGCAGGGGUCUGAGCGAUGGACCCUCCCCCAGCUGGCUCUCCAACCGCCAGGAUGAGGUGUUCUACCCCCGUCCGCACCCUGACAGCGCUGACCCGCCUCCCUGCACCUCCUCUCCCCAGAGCGGCGGCAGGGCCGGCCUCCACCACAGCCCUAUGUUCGAGUCUGACUCGGACCAGCACCAGAACCCCUCCUCAGAUGAGAGCGAGAAGAACGGCAUGGACUUCUAUUCUUAGUGUCCUGUUUUGUAUUGGUCUUACAGAAGACAAGUAGCCUGGUCCCAGAUCUGUUUUAGUAGCCUGGUCCCUGAUCUGUUUUAGCAGCCUGGUCUCAGAUCU
This is a messenger RNA of Oncorhynchus masou masou (cherry salmon), 2973 nucleotides long. Its product is annotated as centrosomal protein of 89 kDa-like. Bases 79 to 2871 code for a protein of 930 amino acids. The record is from RefSeq and is a predicted model, not a curated record. Gene Ontology annotation, cellular component: centriole; ciliary transition fiber. Gene Ontology annotation, biological process: chemical synaptic transmission; mitochondrion organization; cilium assembly. The transcript is spliced from 22 exons. NCBI's taxonomy places the organism in Eukaryota, Metazoa, Chordata, Actinopteri, Salmoniformes, Salmonidae.